AUGGCUUUGCACAAUUCUGUCGGGAAUAGUAGCCAGACAUCAACCGAUUCAGAAAUCGCAUUGUCCGUCAACCGCGUCGCAUUUCGUGUACCAUCGUUCAUCCCUGCAGAUCCAGAGUUAUGGUUUGCAAUGGUGGAAAGUAGCUUUGCAAAUGCGAAAGUGACUACCGACGCCACCAAGUUCAGUUGCGUCAUAGAAGCCUUGGAGCCACGAUACGCCUUAGAAGUUAGAGACAUCAUAGUCAACAAGCCUGAAAGGGACGCAUACGAGAUACUAAAAGCAGAGUUGGUCAAAAGGCUCAGCACGUCCAAGGAGCAGAAAACCAGACGCCUACUAGAGAUGGAAGAGUUAGGGGACCGAAAGCCGUCGCAAUUUCUCCGUCAUCUAAAAGGACUUGCAGGCAGCACCGUUCCCGAGUCCAUGCUGCGGACGCUGUGGUUCGCUCGCAUACCAACAAGCAUGCAAGCUAUUUUAGCCGCACAUCGCGACCUAUCAUUAGAAAAGUUGGCUGACAUAGCUGACUCUAUUAUGGACCUAACGGACAAUUGCCCACGAGUAGCAGAAACCAUGUUGUCCCCUGGUGAUCAAUUAGCAGCACAACUACAGCAGCUAACUCUUACGCUACAGAGAGAGAUCGCAUCAAUUAAACAAGAAGUGUCCGAAUUGCGAUACCAGCAUAAACAAAGGUCAAGAUCGCGUUCCAGUUCACGUCCUCGUUUCCGAAACCGCAGUGCAUCCAGUGGUAGUUGUUGGUACCAUAGGAAAUUUGGGUCCAACGCCCGAAAAUGCACCCAACCCUGUUCUUUCCAGACGACAGAUUCGGGAAACGCUACGGGGAGUCGUUGA
Molecule: messenger RNA, 846 nt
Organism: Agrilus planipennis (emerald ash borer)
Lineage: Eukaryota; Metazoa; Arthropoda; Insecta; Coleoptera; Buprestidae
Exons: 1
Coding region: 1-846 (281 amino acids)
Source: RefSeq, a predicted model, not a curated record